This is a messenger RNA of Polistes dominula (European paper wasp), 1072 nucleotides long. It is a transcript of the gene kappaB-Ras, whose product is annotated as NFKB inhibitor interacting Ras like 1. Gene Ontology annotation, biological process: Ral protein signal transduction; negative regulation of canonical NF-kappaB signal transduction. The record is from RefSeq and is a predicted model, not a curated record. Gene Ontology annotation, molecular function: GTPase activating protein binding; GTPase activity; GTP binding. NCBI's taxonomy places the organism in Eukaryota, Metazoa, Arthropoda, Insecta, Hymenoptera, Vespidae.
CAAUGAAUGCAUAAGGUGUUAAUUGUUUUGAAUUAUAAAAUAGAAGAGUUUAAUAAGUACAAUAAAGUUUAAAAUGUCGAUCGUAUUAUUAAAUAAUUUCAUUACUCAGUUUGAAAAUAAAUAAUUGUGUAUUUAAAGUUUAAUUAUGCUAAUAUCAUUCGUAAAAGGUAAUAUUAGGCAUCAAUUAUUAGAAUAAGGUUAGAAGAGAUUGAUAAUAGGAUAGAUAAAAGUAGGAAUUAUACAAAUGUGGCAACCUGAGUAUCACAAACGGGAUGCAUCAAUGCAGGUGUAAAUUUAAAAAUGUGACGUAGAAAGUAAAAUUAAUAAAAUCGUGGUGAAAACAACUAGCAAGAUUUGAAAUAUGGGGAAACCAACAAGAGUAGUUGUUUGUGGAAUGAAAGGAGUUGGAAAAACUGCAUUACUGGAACAACUGAUUCAUGGAAAUGUCACACUUAAAACUGAAAUUCAUCCAACGAUAGAAGAUAUUUAUGUGGCUAAUAUAGAAACUGACCGUGGAACAAAAGAGAGAGUAAGAUUUUAUGACACUGCAGGCUUGGAAUCAUUGCAAAGCAAUGCAAACAACCAACAACUUCCUCGACACUAUCUUGGAUUUGCUGAUGGAUAUGUCUUAGUUUAUGAUACAACCAAACCCGAAUCAUUGGAUGUUUUGUUACCAUUGAAAAAGGACAUCGAUAAGAACAAAGAUAAAAAAGAAAUAACGGUAAUAGUUUUAGGUAAUACAACUAAUAACGAGAAUAAAUCAAACAGUUUAGAGAAUACAUCUAAUAAAGCUAGUAAUUGGUGUACCAGGGAAAAGAUUAAACAUUACGAAGUUAAUGUAAUGGAUAGACAAACUUUGUUCGAACCAUUUAUCUUCUUGUCGUCUAGGUUGAAUCCACCUCCAAACAAAAGUACUUUUCCACAAUUAAGUAUGGGUAGGAAAAUAAUUAAAACUGAGACUCCGUAAGAUAAAAACAAAUAUAUCGUUUAAUUCUAAUUCUAAUUGAAUAUAUGAAAGUAAUUUAUCUGGCUGUGGUAAUAAAUAUCAUCAUCCUGUAAGGAUGAUUAAAUA